AUGGAUUCUUUGCUAGCUACGUAUGCAUCUUCAGAUGAAGAUGAAGAUCAACAACAACCACGUAAACAGAAUCAAGCAAGCCAAUCAAACUUCCCUUCGCAACCCGCAACCAAAUUUGGGGAAAACUUCUUAUCUUCUCUCCCAACACCAAAAUCCCAACUUUCAAACCCUCCCCCACAGACCCUAACAACUUCGAAACCCAAGAAGGUUGCACAGCCACAAUCCGGAUUCAAUUCAUCAUCCUCCGCCUCUUUAUUUUCUUCACUUCCUCAACCAAAAACCGAAAGAUCUGACCCGUUUUCUCUGGGGCCUAAACCUAAAAAAGUUGUUCAGUUUCGGCCACCUGUAAUGAGCAAAGUUGUUGAUGACGACGACGACGACGAAGACGAUGAUAAGGAAGAACAAACGAAAAAGGAUAGUUCCAUACCUGAAGCGCCCUCUGUCAAGUCAUUUUUGUCGAGUAUCCCUGCGCCAAGGAACUCGGGUUCACUUGGAGCUUUACCCUCCUCCGCCGGCAUGGGUCGAAGAUCGAUCUUGGAAUCUGAAGUUCCAGCAUUAUCAAAUUCAAAAGUUGUAAAGGACACUGUUAAUAAAGCCAGUGAUAAUCAGGUGAAGCAUCAUAAUAACAGUUCUCUCGCUACUGAUAGCUCUUCCAAUGUGAAUUUGUCUGUUGAUGAGAGUUAUGUAAACCACGAUAAUACCUACAGUGGAUAUGCGAAUUCUAAUUCAAAUGAGAAUGCAGUUACAACAACUGCAGAUUAUGCGAGCUAUGAUUACAGCAAUAAUGGAGGGUAUGCGUAUGAGAAUGUUCAAACGGAUCAUUCAAGCUACGGCCUAGCUCCUCCAACAAGUGAAGAUCCUGCAAACUAUAAUAGUUACGAGGGUUACAGUGAUUAUGGGAACUAUGCGCAGUAUGAAAGCAAGUGGAUUGAUCGAUCAAGUGGAGAUAUGCAGCCAGAAAUUUCAGAAGCAGCCGCUAUACAAAAUAUGACGAGGGUUCCUGGCAAGAGAGGUAGGAAUGAGAUUCCGCAUGAGAUAAUUGAGGUUAGUCAGGAUGAACUGAUGAAGAAUCGACCACGAGAAGACCAAGUCAAAUCAACUGGAAUAGCUUUUGGGCCCUCAUAUCAGGUAGUUGGUUAUAUUUUCUUGGUCUCAUAG
Lactuca virosa is the source of this 1158-nucleotide messenger RNA. NCBI's taxonomy places the organism in Eukaryota, Viridiplantae, Streptophyta, Magnoliopsida, Asterales, Asteraceae. The record is from the annotation of a GenBank genome assembly.